This is a messenger RNA of Iphiclides podalirius (scarce swallowtail), 273 nucleotides long. The record is from the annotation of a GenBank genome assembly. NCBI's taxonomy places the organism in Eukaryota, Metazoa, Arthropoda, Insecta, Lepidoptera, Papilionidae.
AUGCGGGCCCGCCAGUGGCGCCACCGGUGCGACCAGUUCCCGAACGUGGCCCCGCGUGAGUCACUCCGCAAUGGGUUCGCGGAAUCGAAUUUCGAACGCCGCGGACCGUUGCGAAACCGAAGGCGGGGAGGCGUCCCGCGCAGAGGUCCGAACCCGCUCGACUUCAGGGUCGUGCGAAUCGAGGCGGGCAUCGCGAUAGCACCGCAGAUAUCCGUGUCGCGUGCGGGAACCGUGUCACGACCACCGCUAGUCGCGCUGCGCAUUGACGUGACG